This is a messenger RNA of Setaria italica (foxtail millet), 1859 nucleotides long. RefSeq names its product cytochrome P450 71A1. NCBI's taxonomy places the organism in Eukaryota, Viridiplantae, Streptophyta, Magnoliopsida, Poales, Poaceae. The transcript is spliced from 2 exons. Gene Ontology annotation, molecular function: oxidoreductase activity, acting on paired donors, with incorporation or reduction of molecular oxygen; heme binding; iron ion binding. The record is from RefSeq and is a predicted model, not a curated record. Bases 99 to 1628 code for a protein of 509 amino acids.
GAUAGCAGCAUGCCAUUCGUUCCACACUCACCAUAGCUGCUCAGUAUAAGCCCCGUUCCCUGGUUGCGACCGUACGCUAGAAAAGUUCUGCUACUCUCAUGGCUCUGCCUCAGCUCGACUCCAGCCUAGCCCUCUUCCUGCUUUUCGUGGCUUCAUGUUACAUCAUUGUUAGACGCCUUCGAUCAGGCCGCAGCAAUGGCGACCCAGUACUGCCGCCUUCGCCUCCGGGGCUGCCAAUCAUCGGCAACAUGCACCAGCUUGGUCGGGGACACCACCACCGGAAGCUGCAGGCGCUUGCGCAGCAGCACGGCGAGAUCUUUCUCCUCUGGCUAGGCUCCGUGCCUGCUCUCGUGGUCUCCUCGGCCUCCAUGGCCGAGGAGGUGCUCAAGAACCAGGACCACGUCUUCUGCGGCCGUCCGCAGCAGCACACGGCCCGAGGCAUCCUUUAUGACUGCAGGGAUGUCGGCUUCAGCCCCUACGGCGAGCGGUGGCGCCAGCUUCGCCGCAUCGCCGUCGUGCACCUCCUCAGCGUGAAGCGGGUGGACUCCAUGCGUGUGCUCCGGGAGGAGGAGGUCGCAUCGUUGGUGGCUCGGAUCAGCGCGGCAGGGGCCUUGGAGGGUGACAGGGGCAAACUCCGAGCGGUCAACAUGAGCGAGCUCAUCGUAAGCUUAACCUAUACUGUCAUCUCAAAGGCAGCCUUCGGGAACAAGCUCGGUGGCAUGGAUCCCGGGAGUUUCCGUGCAAUGAUGAAGGAGGUCACUGGUCUGCUUGAAAUGAUCGCGGUGAGCGACAUGUUCCCUCGACUACGGUGGGUGGACUGGGCGAUGGGGCUCGACGCAAGGAUAAAGAGAACGGCAAGCAAGCUUGAUGACGUUCUCGAGAGAACACUCCAGGAGCAUGAGAAGAAGCCCAAAAAUGAUGAUGAGGCUGCUGAUCUCCUUGACGACUUGCUCUCCGUGGUCAAGGAGGGCGGUGAGAGGCUUAACCUGGAUAGGAUUGAUGUAAAGGGGCUCAUCUUGGACCUUUUUAUAGGAGGUAUCGAUACAACAUCCAAGGCGAUAGAGUGGGCAAUGGUCUAUCUAAUCAAGAACCCAAGAGAAAUGGCCAAAGUGCAAGCCGAGGUGAGGCAAAUUGCAGGGGCACAAGGAGUCCUAGAGGAGCAGCUGUUGAGAAUGAGCAGACUGCAGGCAGCCCUGAAAGAAGCCAUGCGGUUACAUCCACCAGUGCCACUGCUUAUCCCCCGUGAAACAAUCCAGGACACUAAGCUCCACGGGUACGACAUCCCUGCCAAGACUCGGGUCAUCAUCAACGCAUGGGCAAUUGGAAGGGACAAGGAAUCUUGGGAGAACCCUGAGCAGUUCCUGCCAGACAGGUUCAUGCACACGUCCAUCGACUAUAAUGGCAAGGACUUUCGGUUCAUACCAUUCAGCGCUGGGAGGAGGGGAUGCCCUGGCAUUGCAUUCGCAACGCGCCUUGCAGAGCUUGCACUGGCUAAUUUGCUGUACCAUUUUGAUUGGGAGCUACCGGAGGGCCAGAAUGUCGAGUCAUUCGAGGUCAUGGAGUCUAGUGGCAUAUCUCCUGUUCUGAAGUAUCCCUUGACCCUUGUCGCAAAUCCCCUGCAAGCAUGAACCUUACAGACUUCCAUAUGUAAGUACUUUGUCAGAAAAAUGAGUACCCCUGUCUGCACCGACCCUUGUCGCGAUACCUCUGCAAGCAGGAACCUUGAAAACUUGCAUGGGUACUUUGUCAGAAAAAUGAGGGGAGAGGCCACUUGAGUACUUGUCAAUCUAUAUACACCGACAUACUCUACAUAUAUGUAUGAUCUAUUGAUUUAGAAUGUGGAACCAUCAAUUUAUCCA